Messenger RNA from Ambispora leptoticha, 132 nucleotides. The record is from the annotation of a GenBank genome assembly. Lineage: Eukaryota; Fungi; Glomeromycota; Glomeromycetes; Archaeosporales; Ambisporaceae.
AUGCCGGUAUAUCACUUGUUUUUCCUGAGAUCAACUUGUCCGUUCGCUGCGGGCACAGAAGUGGACGCGGUCCGGGCUGUUUAUGUUCGUCGUGGCGCUGAGAUAUCAUACGAUGCUGAUACCUCUUUAUGA